Molecule: messenger RNA, 988 nt
Organism: Euleptes europaea (tarantolino)
Lineage: Eukaryota; Metazoa; Chordata; Lepidosauria; Squamata; Sphaerodactylidae
Gene: GFI1B
Product: growth factor independent 1B transcriptional repressor
Exons: 6
Coding region: 1-987 (328 amino acids)
Biological process (GO): regulation of transcription by RNA polymerase II
Molecular function (GO): RNA polymerase II cis-regulatory region sequence-specific DNA binding; DNA-binding transcription factor activity, RNA polymerase II-specific
Source: RefSeq, a predicted model, not a curated record
AUGCCACGGUCUUUCUUGGUCAAGAGCAAGAAGGCCCAUUCGCAUCACCCAUACCGCUCGGUGGAUGACAACCCUCUGGUGCCGAUGUGGGACCCAGCCCUAGUAACACCCUGUUCUGCAGAUGCCAGGGACCCGUCGGAGGCCUUUGGUGGCGCAAGCGACCGAGACUUCUCUCCUCCUAAAGGGACAAAUGACCCUGAUGAAGCCACAAAAGAGAACAUCUCUGCUCAGGGCAGGACACCCGUGUUGGAGCCCCCAACUCCAGCACUGAAACCUGAUGCCGUUUGCAGCCCUGUGGUGAACAGGGCCUCCUACCCCAAGCCUGCUUUUUCUUGGGACGCCUUCCAUUCGCCAUACGGCUACCGGCCAAUGUCUUCGGCCCUCCUGGAGCGCUCCGUUAGCCUCUACGGGAGCCACCUCCUCCCGAGCAUGGAGCCCCCUCUCGAUUACAGCCUGCGCUAUUCGUCGGACUUGGAGACCUACCACUGCGUGAUCUGUGACAAAAUCUUUUCCACUCCUCACGGCCUGGAGGUCCACGUCCGAAGAUCGCACAGCGGCACACGGCCUUUUGCUUGUGAGGUUUGCGGCAAAACAUUUGGGCAUGCUGUGAGUUUGGAGCAGCACACCAACAUCCACUCACAGGAGAAAAGCUUUGAGUGCAAAAUGUGCGGGAAAACCUUCAAGAGGUCCUCAACCCUGUCCACCCACCUCCUGAUCCACUCAGACACACGGCCUUACCCCUGCCAGUACUGUGGGAAGCGCUUCCACCAGAAGUCAGAUAUGAAGAAGCACACCUACAUUCACACAGGAGAGAAACCCCACAAGUGCCAGGUAUGCGGCAAAGCCUUCAGCCAGAGCUCCAACCUCAUCACCCACAGCCGCAAGCACACGGGCUUCAAGCCCUUCAGCUGUGAGCUCUGCGGGAAAGGCUUCCAGCGCAAGGUGGACCUGCGGAGACAUCGGGAAAGCCAGCACAGCCUCAAGUGAG